Messenger RNA from Raphanus sativus (radish), 957 nucleotides. RefSeq names its product octanoyltransferase LIP2, mitochondrial. Gene Ontology annotation, molecular function: lipoyl(octanoyl) transferase activity. Gene Ontology annotation, biological process: protein lipoylation. Gene Ontology annotation, cellular component: mitochondrion. The transcript has 3 exons. Bases 160 to 870 code for a protein of 236 amino acids. The record is from RefSeq and is a predicted model, not a curated record. Lineage: Eukaryota; Viridiplantae; Streptophyta; Magnoliopsida; Brassicales; Brassicaceae.
CUAAUAAACACAAAAAAAGAAAAUUAUAUAAUCGAGAGGAGCAAUUAUCUCUGAGGUCAAAACUCUUCGGUGGAGGAGAAGAAUCGAAACGACAUGGAUCCAGAACUCGGGUUUCUAUCCCAGAUUUGAUUCAACUUUAGCUUUGUUGCUUUUUGGAAAAUGAGAUCCCCAAGAACCCUAGAGGUUUGGAAGCUAGGGACUGUGAACUAUUUGAAGUCCCUUAAACUUCAAGACAAGUUAGUUUCCGAGAGAAAAGCUAACCGAAUCCCCGAUACACUCCUCUCGCUUCAGCAUCCACCAACUUACACGCUGGGAAAACGUAGAACCGAUCACAACUUACUCAUCCCUGAAGCUGAACUCAAGAGCAUUGGAGCUGAGCUUCAUUACACUCAAAGAGGAGGAGAUAUCACUUUCCAUGGCCCUCGCCAAGCCGUCUUAUACCCCAUCCUCUCCUUACGCAGCAUAGGUUUUGGUGCUAGGAGCUAUGUGGAGGCAUUGGAGAGGUCAAUGAUCGAGUUUGCUUCGCUUUAUGGGGUGAAAGCUCGUCCAGGAAACAAAUGUGAGACUGGGGUUUGGGUGGGAGAUGGAAAGAUUGGUGCUAUUGGGGUUCGUAUAUCCUCUGGAAUCACUUGUCAUGGUAUGGCCUUCAACAUAGAUCCUGAUAUGAAGUACUUUGAGCACAUUGUUCCUUGUGGGAUUGCUGAUAAAGAAGUUACUUCUCUGAGAAGGGAGACGGAUGCUCAGCUUCCUUCCGACGAAGUGAUCCACGAGCAGUUGGUUUCUUGUUUGGCCAAAGUGUUUUCAUAUGAUGAUGUUGUGUGGAAGGAAGAUCCUUCAGCCAUUUUAGACACCCUGGAGGAUGAAGACUAAUAGUACAUUAUCUUUCAACUUUCAAUGCAUUUGAUUUCAGAUUUGUAACACAUUAUAUCAUUUGAUCAAAUCUAUAAACGUUCAUCA